Messenger RNA from Schistocerca serialis cubense, 798 nucleotides. RefSeq names its product collagen alpha-1(VIII) chain-like. NCBI's taxonomy places the organism in Eukaryota, Metazoa, Arthropoda, Insecta, Orthoptera, Acrididae. The record is from RefSeq and is a predicted model, not a curated record. Bases 1 to 798 code for a protein of 265 amino acids. The transcript has 3 exons.
AUGCGAGCUCCAGGUUUCCUCGGCGAGAACGCGCCAUGCGGAGGUCCAGGUUUCCCCGGCGAGUAUGUGCCAUGCGAAGGUCCAGGUUUCCCCGGCGAGUACGCGCCAUGCGAAGGUCCAGGUUUCCCCAGCGAAUACGCGCCAUGCGAAGCUCCAGGUUUCCCCAGCGAGUAUGCACCAUGUGAAGGUCCAGGUUUCCCCGGCGAGUAUGCGCCAUGCGAAGCUCCAGGUUUCCCCAGCGAGUAUGCACCAUGCGAGCUCCAGGUUUCCUCGGCGACAACGCGCCAUGCGAAGGUUCAGGUUUCCCCGGCGAGUUUCCAUAGCGAGUACGCGCCAUGCGAAGGUCCAGGUUUCCCCUGCGAGUACGCGCCAUGCGAAGCUCCAGGUUUCCCCAGCGAGUAUGCACCAUGUGAAGCUCCAGGUUUCCUCAGCGAGUACGCACCAUGCGAAGGUCCUGGUUUCCCCAGUGAGUAUGCACCAUGCAAAGCUCCAGGUUUUCCCAUAUGCGCCAAGCUGGGGAAACCUGGAGCUUUGCAUGGUGUGUACCCACCGGGUAAACCUGGAACAUUGCAUUGCUCGUACCCGCUGGGGAAACCUGGAGCUUUGCAUAGCGCAUACCUGCUGGGUAAACCUGGAGCUUUGCAUGGCGUGUACCCGCCGGGUAAACCUGGAGCUUUGCAUGACACAUACAAGCCAAGUAAACCGGGAGCUUUUGAUUGCACGUUCCCACUGGGUAAACUUGGAGCUUUGCAUGGUGCAUACCUGCCAGGUAGAGCUGGAGCAUUUCAUGGCGUGUAG